Messenger RNA from Meriones unguiculatus (Mongolian gerbil), 2996 nucleotides. RefSeq names its product nudix hydrolase 4 (gene Nudt4). The record is from RefSeq and is a predicted model, not a curated record. The transcript has 5 exons. The coding region runs from base 35 to 577 and encodes 180 amino acids. Gene Ontology annotation, cellular component: nucleus; cytoplasm. Gene Ontology annotation, biological process: diadenosine pentaphosphate catabolic process; diphosphoinositol polyphosphate metabolic process; diadenosine hexaphosphate catabolic process. Lineage: Eukaryota; Metazoa; Chordata; Mammalia; Rodentia; Muridae. Gene Ontology annotation, molecular function: diphosphoinositol-polyphosphate diphosphatase activity; bis(5'-adenosyl)-pentaphosphatase activity; endopolyphosphatase activity.
GCCGGAGCAGCGGCAGCAGGAGCCCGGCUCCAGGAUGAAGUUCAAGCCCAACCAGACGCGGACGUACGACCGCGAGGGCUUUAAGAAGCGGGCGGCCUGCCUGUGCUUCCGCAGCGAGCAGGAGGACGAGGUGCUGUUGGUGAGUAGCAGUCGGUACCCAGACCAGUGGAUUGUCCCAGGAGGAGGGAUGGAGCCCGAGGAGGAGCCAGGUGGCGCUGCUGUGAGGGAAGUGUAUGAAGAGGCUGGAGUCAAAGGAAAAUUAGGCAGACUCCUGGGAAUAUUUGAGCAGAAUCAAGACCGGAAGCACAGAACGUAUGUUUAUGUUCUGACAGUCACUGAAAUAUUGGAAGACUGGGAAGAUUCUGUUAAUAUAGGAAGGAAGAGAGAGUGGUUCAAAGUAGAAGAUGCAAUCAAAGUUCUUCAGUGUCAUAAGCCUGUCCAUGCAGAGUACCUGGAAAAACUAAAGCUGGGUUGUUCUCCAACCAAUGGAAAUUCCACGGUCCCAUCCCUCCCAGAUAACAAUGCCUUGUUUGUGACUGCUGCGCAGCCCUCUGGGGUGCCAUCCAGUAUAAGAUAGAGAGUUGGGGACCCCUCCCCCACCUUGUCAAAUGUCACAGAGAGGGGCUUUUUUACUUUUGUUGUAACACACCUGACUGCUACCGGCAAACUCAGUUUGCCAUGCAGGGAUUUCAAAUAAUUUGCAUGUAUUUCAGAUGCUUUCAAGUCUUUUAAAAUAAACAACAAAAUAGCAAAAAUAUUUUAAGAUGCCAAAGCCAUGUGGAUUUUUUUUUAAAGCCUUAAUUGUAACCCUACCCCAUUACUUUGGUUUUCAUUUUUUGUAACCCCCCCCCUUUUUUUUCCACUUUUGUCCACUUGAUGUCAUUCUAUGGUUUGACAGAUCAAACUGGUUGCAGGGUAUAUUUUCACCCUAGUAUUUUUUUUCUUACAGUAUCAAAUAGUCACCAAUAGUGUUGGGAAUUAAUGAAGAUAUUCUUGGUAUUUAAAGAAAUAUAUCCACCCCAAAACUUGUUUAAGAGGUAUUCUCCAUUUAUAAACUGCAUAUUUAGGUUUUUAUAUGGUCCAGUAGCCUUUGGCAAAGUACUUUAGUUCAGUACUUCCAAGGAUUUGUCUAAAUGUUCAUAGCCAGUCAGCCUACGAGGACUAUUUCCCCUCUAACUCAAUAUGGAUAUAGAGAGCUCAGCAUUUUUAGGGAAAUACUGACAGCAACUUGCAUGUUGUUCAGCACAUAUCAUCCUGAAGACUAUGUUUAUAGAAAUUUACUUAGCAUGCGUGGUUGCUAGUUCCCUUUAUAAUCCUUUUAACAUAGAAUAUAUUAGGGCUACAUUUCCCUCAAUGGAGAUUGCUCUUAAACUGCAUUUUCGGUUUCUGAUUUAGUGACAGUAUUUACGACAGGAUUAGAAUCUACCCUUCCAUGCCAGUGUCUGAUGACUCCAUCAUACUAAACGAUUCCUGUUCAGCUGUUCUAGGUCUAAGACGGCACAUUUGAACAUCUCCUGUUGUCUUAAGUGGCUUACCAUUUAAGUUAAUUGUGGGGGAACUUGACGUAUGAGCCAAGAAUGAUUGUACCUUGUCUUUGUGCUCACUUAAUAUUGGCCAUCCCAUAAAAAAGUACCUGGUCUGAAAUCCUGUACCUCCUCCAUGAGGUCAGAAGUGAAGGGGGAGGGGAAGAGGAAAAGAUCUUUCUUUAUGUAGCCAUUGUUAGCCUUUUGUAAAUACUAAAACUGGCAAGCAUAAAACAGGAAAGUAUAGUUAGGACGUUUGUUCUGUAACUUGUUAACCUUUAAAAUGAAAUUGCUGCUGAAAACGGUCCUUAUGUGCAAGGAAAACUGGUGCCGUUUAGAAAAUGAGAUCUUGUGCCACAGAUUGCAGCAAAACUAAAUAGAAACAUUAGUUUAUAAAUUAAUGCUGUCGAAGUAAUAAGUAGAAAAACUCAACCAGUAGUAUUCAUUCUAAAUUAUGUAGUGUAAUCAAACAUGAUCAUCCAGACCUUUUAUAUUUUUCUUUGUACAAAGGUCAUGUAUUCUGGGUGUUUUGGGUUUUUGUUUUUUUUUCCUUUUUAAAAAAAAAUUUUUAAAUCCACAGAUUGACAUUUUCUAUCAGUCGCCAAUACUUUUUUUUCCUCACAAAUCUGCAAUUUCUCUAUGUACUAAACACAACAGAGAAACUGGACUGUUCUGUAUAGAAUACUGCUUCCGGCUAAUAAACCAUCACAAGUGCUCCGGGGUUUAUAUGUACAUGAUAUUCUCAGAGGUAAUAAUGCAUGAGCUUAUUUUAUAAACUCUUGGACUGUGUAUUGCCAUGUAAAAUAUGUACAGUAUUAAUGUCAACCAUCUCUUUAAAAGUUAGCUUAUAAAUAUUGUUGUAUAAUUUCUUUGGUCAGAAUAUUUAGACUACGUCAUGUCACCUGGGUCAGGAUUUUCUUCAGUGCCAUUUAGCAAACCAACUGUCUUUAGUCUAGCAAAGAAUUUACAGAAUGCAACCAAAUGCAGCUUCACUCUUAAAUCACACUGAAGGGUUCUUCACUAUGACUCUUGAACCCAGACUUGCAAGGUCAUAGAGGAAAAGACCUAAGGCGAUUCAGUUCUCUUACGAAUUGAAUCUAAGGAUGUCUACUAUCUCAGCCCUCUGCAGCCUGCAGCGCUGAGACUGCUGUUGUGUGCUUAUUUGUGGAGUAGCUGAACUGGGCAGCUAAAUUCUUCAGUUCCAUGUUCCUCCUAAGUUGGGGGGUGGAGGGGAGGACUUACAGAAAAGUAGGAACUGCCCUGUGUGGUGUUCUGUAGAGAAAUGGCAUUUCCCCACCACACACAUGCCAUCCGUUUUUUUUGUUAAUCACGUUAUAUGGAGCAGAAAAGGUGGAGAGAAAUGGUUACUGUGUACAAGAAUUGCUUUGCAUGGUUUCAUUUGAGAUGGUCGCAUUCGAACUGUUGUAAGAAUCUUGACUUUCUUUUUUACAUUGCGAAUAAAAUGGAAAUGUA